This is a messenger RNA of Brassica oleracea var. oleracea, 2466 nucleotides long. RefSeq names its product eukaryotic translation initiation factor 4G-like. The transcript has 7 exons. Gene Ontology annotation, cellular component: eukaryotic translation initiation factor 4F complex. NCBI's taxonomy places the organism in Eukaryota, Viridiplantae, Streptophyta, Magnoliopsida, Brassicales, Brassicaceae. The coding region runs from base 119 to 2263 and encodes 714 amino acids. The record is from RefSeq and is a predicted model, not a curated record. Gene Ontology annotation, molecular function: mRNA binding; protein binding; translation initiation factor activity.
UCUUCUUCCUUUAAUUAUGCUCGAGUGACUUUACCUUCUCAAGAAUGAAUGCGAGGGAACUGUUAGCUUAUCAGAUUUCAGCUCUCUAAGGUGACCUUUUCUUCUCUACUAAUCACAGAUGUCCUACAAUCAGUCAACAUCCGACAGAAGCGAUAUUCAAUACCGGAGAACUAGGCGAUCCACCGGCUACCAUCAGCAGCAGCAACAACCACACCGAUCUUCCCCCGCCGGUUACGGUAGGGGAGCCGGCACCGGAGCUGUGACCGACUCUUCCACCAACGUUGAUCCUUGCUCAUCCUCUAAACGCAGUGGCAGUCUUGAGAAGCCUAACAAUGCUCAAGGAUGGCAUCAGCCUAGGGUGAAUCAUUCAGUUCCGGACAAUCACAAUGGUCCCAAUGUACAGUCUCGUUCUCAAGUUGCAGGAGCGUCCGGUGGAGCUAUUCCAAAGGCUCCUACUUCGCAGUCUACCACCUUGAACACAGCUAAAGCUCCUGGAGAUCCUUUUUCACUUGGUCCUGACUUAAUGAAGGUGACAGUUUGGGGACCUAAACAGGAUUUACUGAAUAAGGCUGCAGAUAAUCAGCUGAAGAAAGAGGGGAACAGUCCAUCAAGUGAAAAAACAGAUGUCCAAGUCCAACAUAUAUCCCUUCCAAGUCAUAUGCAGAAGUCACCAGUUACAAAUAUCCGCAUUCCUUCGUUGCAGACACCUGAUCAGGAUCCUCAGGUUCCUCACCCUAUGCAUUUCGGUGGCCCCAAUAUGCACAUGCAGCCUCCCAAUGUGGCUCCAGCCUCGUUUCAGAUGACAUUAUCUACGGGAAAUACACUUCAAAUCCAGCAGCAGGUGUUUUUCCAGGACCUACCACCAUCACAUCCGAUGCAUCAGGCUCAGGGACAUGGUUUUGCAACUCCUAUGGGGGCUCAGAUUCAUCCUCAGUUGGGCCAACAAAAAGGACCUUUUUCUUCUCCCCAUACUCCUGUGCAGGUGCUGCACAAAGCCGAGAGAAAAUACCAAGUAGGUGCAGUUGUAGAACAAGCAAAACAAUGGAAAUUUAAGGGCAUAUUGAACAAGUUGACCCCGCAAAACUUUGAGAAACUGUUGGAGCAAGUUAAAAGUGUCAACAUCGACAACGCUGUUACGCUUAUUGGUGUAGUUUCACAGAUAUUUGACAAAGCCUUGAUGGAGCCUACCUUCUGUGAGAUGUAUGCAGAUUUGUGUUUUCAUCUGUCUGGGGCGUUACCUGACUUCAAGUGGAAUGGUGAAAAGAUUAGCUUCAAAAGAUUGUUUCUCAAUAAAUGUCAAAAGGAGUUUGAGAGAGGAGAGAGAGGAGAGAGAGAAGAGGAGGAGGCCAGUAGAGUUGGUAGAGUUGGUGAAGAAGGACAAACUGAGCAGGAAAGAGAAGAGAAGAGACUCAAUGUUCGGAGGAGAAUGCUAUGUAAUAUUAGACUUAUUGGUGAGUUAUACAAGAAAAAGAUGUUGACUGAGAGAAUCAUGCACGCAUGCAUCCAAAAGUUGCUCGGGUAUGAUCAGGAGGAUCCACAUGAAGAGAACAUAGAAGCUCUGUGUAAGCUAAUGUGUACGAUAGGAGUUAUGAUCGAUCAUGACAAAGCUAAGGUCCCUAUGGAUGCAUAUUUUGAGAGAAUGAAAAUGCUGUCAUGCAAACAAGAAUUGUCUUCUUGGGCCAGGUUCAUGUUAGUUAAUGUCAUCGAUCUGAGAAAGAACAAAUGGCAAGAGAGUGUGAAACUUGAAGGGCCAAUUCCGGAUACUGUCGGAAAUAAAGAUUCUUGCGUCUUUCUCAAGGAAACUUCAACGAUAAAUGAAAGCAUGGAUGUCAAUGGGUUUAAUGUUUUGCCUUCACAAGUAGAAUCUGUGAGGCGACUGUUUGAGAGACAUCCAGACAUUGCAGUAAGGUUUCGUGCAAAGAACCAACUUCUGAGAAAUUCUUGCAUGAAUUCCCUUCUCAGCUUAAUCGAGACACUGUGUCAACCACUUGAAGAUCUCUCCAAUGAGGAUCUUAUCGGAGCAGAGAUUGCACUGACUUAUGUGAAAGAUUCAGGGUUUAGUGUGGAUUGGUUGGAGAAGAAGCUGGACCAAGUAAAAGAAAUGAAGGAGAAAGAGGUGUCUGGUUUAGCCAUACUCCAAGUAACAGAGGAGAAGUUACUGAAGCUGAAGCAAAAGUGUGCUGAGCUUGAGGCUCUAGCUGAGGAGCAGAAGGCCGAGUCGUCAGCCACUAUAACUCCUCUGUCAUUCUACGAUGUUGUUUGAUGACUUGGGCAGCUUAAGUUGAGCACUUGAGCUCUUACACAUAUGGGUUUUUAGUAUCUAAGGCUCUAAGUUACCAUCGUGUCAUUGAGCAUGUCUCUUUUUGCACUAGGUGCAGUUUCGUAUCAUAUUUUCAUUUUAUUUUUGUCAUUCAGACAAGCAACGACUCUGUGCGUAAGACAAGUAAUUGCCAUUUCUUAUAUUUA